AUGCCAGAGGAUGGUAGUGGUGUCGCUGUCAUAGACCCUUGGUUAGAGCCCUUCAAACCAGCGCUACAGUCCAGAUACAAGCGAUUCCAGUCAUGGGUAGCAAAGAUCAAUGAAUCUGGUAAUGGAUACGACAACUUCACCAAGGGAUACGAGUACUUUGGAUUCAACGUCCAACCAGACAACUCGAUUACGUAUCGUGAAUGGGCCCCCAACGCAACAAGCGCGAGUCUGAUUGGAGAAUUCAACAAUUGGCAGCAUGACGCACAUCCUAUGAAAAAGGACGACUUCGGAGUUUUCCAUUUGUCCAUUCCGCCUACUGCCGACGGUAAACCAGCUAUACCGCACAAUUCCAAAGUGAAGAUAUCAAUGAAAAUCCCACAAUCAAACGAUCGUAUCGAUCGCUUACCGGCUUGGAUAACGCGAGUCACACAAGAUCUUAACGUGAGCCCGAUUUAUGACGCUGUCUUCUGGAACCCUCCUCAAAAGUAUGUGUUCAAGAACUCUAGGCCCAAGAAGCCAACUAGUGUUAAGGUGUAUGAAGCUCAUGUCGGUAUCUCAUCUCAAGAACCCAGAGUGGGUACCUACAAAGAGUUUACAAGCAAUAUCUUGCCUCGAAUUGCUCAUUUGGGAUACAACACCAUUCAGCUAAUGGCUGUUAUGGAGCAUGCUUACUAUGCAUCCUUUGGAUACCAAGUUACUUCUUACUUUGCUGCUUCGUCUCGCUACGGUACCCCUGAAGAUUUGAUGGAGCUUAUAGACACAGCUCACGGCUACGGAAUCACAGUGUUGCUGGAUGUAGUCCAUUCUCAUGCUUGCAAGAAUGUGUUGGAUGGAUUGAAUGAAUUCGAUGGCACCGAUCACUGUUAUUUCCAUGAAGGAGCCCGUGGUCGUCAUGAGCUUUGGGAUUCACGCUUAUUCAACUACGGUGCUUUUGAACCUUUACGCUUCCUCAUGUCCAAUCUUCGCUAUUGGAUGGAUUGUUACCAGUUCGACGGGUUCCGUUUUGAUGGUGUCACCAGCAUGCUCUACAAGCACCAUGGCUUGUCUUAUGGUUUCUCAGGCGGUUAUCAUGAAUACUUUAACGAAGGCGUUGAUGAAGAGGCCGUGACUUAUCUUAUGCUUGCGAACGACUUUUUGAACAAGCAAUAUCCAGAUGUCAUUACUAUCGCUGAAGACGUAUCUGGUAUGCCGGCGCUGUGCAGACCUGUACGAGAGGGUGGUAUUGGCUUCGACUAUCGUCUUGCUAUGGCUGUUCCAGACACAUGGAUUAAGAUGCUAAAGGAGCAGAAUGAUGACGAAUGGGAGAUGGGCAAUAUUGUUUAUGUGCUGACAAAUAGAAGACAUCUGGAAAAAAAUAUCGCAUAUGCAGAAUCGCACGAUCAAGCUCUCGUAGGAGACAAGACGCUUGCUUUCUGGCUAAUGGAUAAAGAAAUGUAUACAAACAUGAGUGAUCUCACUCCUCUGACCUCGAUCAUCGAUCGUGGUAUGGCACUUCACAAGAUGAUCCGAUUCAUUACUCAUGCUCUUGGAGGAGAAGGUUAUUUGAACUUUGAAGGCAAUGAAUUCGGUCAUCCUGAAUGGCUUGAUUUCCCUCGCGCUGGAAACAACGCAAGUUUCCAUUACGCACGUAGACAGUGGAAUGUAGUGGAUGAUAAGUUAUUGCGUUACAAAUAUCUCAACGAGUGGGACAGAGCUAUGCAAGUAGCCGAGUCGCACUAUCAUUGGCUCAGUUCUCCCCAGGCAUUCGUGUCGCGUAAACACGAAGGGGACAAAAUCAUCGCAUUUGAGAGAGCUGGACUUAUAUUUAUCUUCAACUUCCAUGCUACCCAAUCCUUUUCAGAUUAUUGCAUUGGAACUCAUAAUCCUGGCGAAUACCGUGUAGUCCUGGAUAGCGACGAUAAAAAAUUCCUCGGACAUGGCCGCAUUCAACAUAACACAAGCUAUUUCACCAAUCCUGGACACUACGAUGGUUGUGACCAUCAUUUGAAGGUAAAAAUUCCAGAAAGAUAA
Messenger RNA from Umbelopsis ramanniana AG, 2010 nucleotides. RefSeq lists its product as uncharacterized. The coding region runs from base 1 to 2010 and encodes 669 amino acids. NCBI's taxonomy places the organism in Eukaryota, Fungi, Mucoromycota, Umbelopsidomycetes, Umbelopsidales, Umbelopsidaceae. Gene Ontology annotation, biological process: glycogen biosynthetic process. The transcript is spliced from 9 exons. Gene Ontology annotation, cellular component: cytoplasm. Gene Ontology annotation, molecular function: cation binding; hydrolase activity, hydrolyzing O-glycosyl compounds; 1,4-alpha-glucan branching enzyme activity. The record is from RefSeq and is a predicted model, not a curated record.